Pimephales promelas (fathead minnow) is the source of this 4512-nucleotide messenger RNA. Lineage: Eukaryota; Metazoa; Chordata; Actinopteri; Cypriniformes; Leuciscidae. The record is from RefSeq and is a predicted model, not a curated record.
UGAAUACAACGGUGCUUAAUUUGUACAGAACGAUUACCAUUCUCGUGUAGGCAUAAGAAUCUUUGCUAUUUUUUUUUUUUUGUUAAUAGUAGAUAUCAGCAAUAUAUGAGAAUCAUAAUGAUGCUUUAAGACGAUUAAAGCGGACAUCAGUUGGCCAAACACGCUAUUUUGUGUAGGCAGCUCACUAGAUUUUGAGAUAAGGCAUUUAGUGCCUACCGAUUUAUCAUCAGAUUCUUUACUCGUUUUUUGUUGGAAUGUGAUGGGAAAUACUUGAGUAUUUUGCUAUUUAUACUGCGCAACAUCGACGGAUCAACCGGAUUUUAAAAGCCGUGGGCGUUUGGGGAACUGGAUGUUUGAAAAUCGCUUCCCCACAUCAAUAGAUUAAACGUCCCCAAAGGUUUCAGAUCCAUAUCUGACACCACAUCUCUUAAAUAUUGAAUGGCUUCUGUUCUAUUAAAAAUUUAUGUUUUCAAUUUAAGUUUUCAAAGCGGAGUCGGAGUGUCCGCGCUGAGGAAGGACGAGAGGAGGUCCAGUCAGACUCUACCUGCCGAUCAAGCGCGCGCGUUCUCCUCCUCAGGUGCGCGAGCGGGUCAGACUCAAACGGACCGAUGAUGUUCGCUCUGCCCAAAUUCUAAGGAAAGACACAUUUCUGCGCCAGUUUGGUGGGUGAUAUUACACGUGUGACGCCAGAGACGAGUGAGACCCCGAUUUUGGAGUCAUUUGAAGACUUAUCCCAAACUCCCGAGGAGCUGCAAUGGCAUCGAUCGGGGAGUUUGAUCCGUUAAACAGCAGUGUACCUGCCACCAAAAUAGAAAUCACCGUCUCGUGCAGGAGUUUGCUGGAUGUCGACACAUUCUCAAGGUCAGCACCAGUGGUUGUGUUGUAUGUUCAAGGAAUUGGUACCAAAGAGUGGAGAGAGAGGUUCGAUGUGGGCUAUUCAGCGCCUGAAGUGGCCCACCAUUACCGCCAGUGCAAUCGAAUUGUUCCACAGAAAGCUCUUAGCAGCAAAAAGCGCUCCAGCAACUCUGUGGAAAGCACACAAAAAUGGAGUCGUCUUAUUUGUCCUGAUUUUGAGUGGGCUCGCAGAUUUAAAAGCAUUUAUCUAUCUUUUCUCAGGGGCAUUCCAGGGAAGAAAUGCGGGAACAUUAUCUUCACGGCUGAGGAACUCAGCAAUUGCAGGGACAUUGCAACCAUGCAACUCUGUGCUAACAAGUUGGAUAAAAAGGAUUUCUUCGGGAAGUCCGACCCCUUCCUGGUGUUUUACCGCAGCAAUGAAGAUGGCACGUUCACUAUCUGUCACAAAACAGAGGUGGUAAAGAAUACUUUGAACCCUGUGUGGCAGCCCUUCACCAUCCCAGUGCGAGCGCUCUGUAAUGGAGACUAUGACAGAACAGUGAAGAUUGAUGUUUAUGACUGGGACAGAGAUGGAAGUCAUGACUUCAUCGGCGAGUUUACAACCAGUUAUAGAGAGCUGUCUCGUGGACAGAGCCAAUUCAAUGUUUAUGAGGUUCUGAAUCCUAAGAAGAAAGGCCGGAAAAAGAAAUACGUCAACUCUGGCACGGUAACACUUUUGUCCUUCAAAGUGGAAUCGGAGUACACAUUUGUGGACUUCAUUCGGGGCGGAACACAGCUGAACUUCACCGUAGCAAUAGACUUCACCGCCUCUAAUGGAAACCCAUCACAGCCGACAUCGCUCCACUACAUGAACCCGUAUCAGCUGAACGCGUACGCCAUGGCCCUUAAAGCCGUAGGGGAAAUCGUCCAGGAUUAUGACAGUGACAAACUCUUCCCUGCCUAUGGCUUUGGAGCUAAACUCCCUCCUGAUGGCAAGAUCUCUCAUGCUUUUCCCCUGAACUCGGACUGUGAGAAUGCAAACUGCGUCGGCAUCGAAGGCGUGCUGGAGGCGUACUAUGACUGUCUUCGUAAAGUGCAGCUCUACGGCCCCACCAACUUUGCCCCUGUCAUCAACCAGGUGGCACAGUGCGCAUCAGAGGUGACAGAUGGCUCUCAGUACUUUGUGUUGCUGAUCAUCACAGACGGUGUCAUUUCCGACAUGGUGCAGACUAGAGAAGCCGUGGUCACCGCGGCGUCCCUGCCCAUGUCAAUCAUAAUCGUGGGAGUCGGCCCUGCUGAAUUUGAUGCUAUGGAGGAGUUGGAUGGAGAUGAGGUUAGGGUGUCCUCCAGGGGACGUGUUGCUGAGAGAGACAUUGUCCAGUUUGUGCCGUUCCGCGACUACGUCGACCGAUCCGGGAACCAGGUCCUCAGCAUGGCCCGACUGGCUAAAGAUGUCCUGGCCGAGAUCCCCGACCAGCUGCUGUCGUUCAUGAAGAGCAGAGGCGUUGAACCCAGACCAGCCCUCUCCCCCUCUCCUACGCCACAGAUUAACGUCCACCUCUGAUCCCAGAGCAGUUUUUUAUCCUCUCCCCCCAAACACAGCUCUAUCUUCACGUCUGAACCCCCCCGGGUCCGUUACUGGGGAUGCACAUUUUUACUUUCCACAUAGGUUAGCAGUAGCACAUUAUGUAGUUACAAUAAUAAUCAACUGAAAUCAGGAACACGUUAAUGUAAGUGUGUGCUGUGAUACUUUAUAAUCAGCCAGUGAUCAUUCAAAGCAGUUCUUGCUCGCCUGGAAUGGAAGAUGUGUACGAAAAAAGAGGGCGAAUUUCCUAAAAAGAAAUGUCUGGGUCUCGUCUCACCCAAAAAUCGAAAUAUGAGAAAAUAUACAUCAAAUUUGACAUAAAAUACAAUUCAUAUAAAUUACAUUGCAUUGAGACAUUAUUUUCUCAUUCCUAAAUCUUGUCACCAUAAAAAGAGUCUCUGUGCACUCUCUCACACUCGUGGUUGGCAGGCUGUGCUGUACGCCGUAAAACACGCACGCACAGGGCACCUUUAACGUCGCACGUCAUCUUUGUAUUUCACGUAGAUUCUCGGGCCAAUAUAUAUAUUUCAUUUUCUCACUGGCUGAACUAGUUGCGCCGGCACACUUUUGAGUGUGUAAAUAUUUUCUAAUUUGCGCCCGAUUAUGAAAGAAGCUAAUAAGCAGAAAAACGGAUGCCUGUGCGGGAACACCGGCGCACUCCGAGUCUUCCGCACAUCUCGAGUGGAUGUAGCUAAUUACCUGGAGAAACUGAGGUGCCAAUCAGUGCAAUUCAACCAGAGAGAGGAAGAUUGAGGGAAGAAAUAUCCAGAGUGUAAUCAGCAGAGGUUAAUGGGCACAGGAAGUGUGCAGACGGAUGGCGUGACAAAGAUAAAUCAGGUGAUCAGCAGAACGACAGAAAGAGAUAGGGAUUUCUUUUUAUGAAGCUGCUGGGACAAAGGUGGAUUUUACAGGUAAAUCUCAUGGAGAAAUGCCUGGGUCAUAUUUUACCCCAAAUCGACCAUUUAAAGCACUGUUACAUUAUUUUUUAUGACAAAAUUGCCCAGAACCCAAUUAUUAUUAUUUUUUUUUGGGGAGUAAUGAAUGCUACCAUUACCGAUACUUACUAUUGCACUUUAAAAAUACUUUGCAAUUUAAAUUAUGGAUGCACUAUACUAUAUAUCAGUUAUUGGUUUACCUUUAUUGUUUUUAAUGCUCACCUAAAGUUAUAUUUUUAAAAAAAACAUUAUAUAAAUAAUCUCUAAAAAUAUUUUUUUUUCCAUAAUGUAGGCUACUUUAUAAUUGUUUACAAUGUUUUGAUGCCUAAAAUGACUUGUAGUAUCUAUAAUAAAAUAUAUAUUAACUAUCUAAUAUAAUGUUUUAUUUUAGUUUUUUUAAAAUUUAGAAGUUUAAUAUCAGCCAUUUAUCAGUUUUCAACCAUAACAAGAAAAUUAAUAAGUUUUAAUUGUAUAUUGAUAUUAAUAUCAUGCCUAAUAAUUUCAGUAGUUCAUUUUUCUUUGCCGUAUUGAUAAUGAAAUAAAGAUGCUCCCAACUGUCAUGAAAAUAUUGUCUCAAUUCAAUAUAAAAUGCAAUUUUCAUAGAAAUAGGCUUUUCCCCCUUUCUUUUGAAUUUGGAGUAGAUGCAUGACCCGGAUGUUUCUUGACAUUUUUCGUGAGGUUCACCCUUUGCAUACACUGCCGUGUUUUCAAAAUGCUUUCAAAAAAUGAUUGUAGACUCAUUGAAUGUUUGGCAAGUUUGGCGCAUUCCAGAGGAUUCUUUCAUUUUUCCAUCCUUUCAUUCUGCUGUACAUAAUGAAUAGUGCAGUAACGUUCGACAUCAAUUCAUGUUUGUAUAACCUCCAUGAUCCUUGUUGCUGUGAUCAAAACAUUGCUCAGAUACUUUAACGUUGAAUACCGUUUUCUCCAUAUUUAUAUAUACAGUAAUCUAUCGGAAAUGUUCUAACUGUUACUAAACUGUAGAUUUGAAUGAUAUUUGUUUCAUAGUAAAGACAGCUAUAGUAAACACAGCUGCUUGUGCCAAAGUGCAACCAUGUAAAACAUUCCUGCCAAGAUUGUAUAUCGACAUGUGUGAGGCAAAGAUGUUUGUUUUAUAUCUCUUUGUUGUGUUUUUAAUAAAGCAUGAAUGUCCUGUGAUGA